Morus notabilis is the source of this 3024-nucleotide messenger RNA. RefSeq names its product probable receptor-like protein kinase At1g30570. Lineage: Eukaryota; Viridiplantae; Streptophyta; Magnoliopsida; Rosales; Moraceae. The transcript has a single exon. The coding region runs from base 247 to 2820 and encodes 857 amino acids. Gene Ontology annotation, cellular component: plasmodesma; plasma membrane. Gene Ontology annotation, molecular function: transmembrane receptor protein tyrosine kinase activity; ATP binding. Gene Ontology annotation, biological process: protein autophosphorylation. The record is from RefSeq and is a predicted model, not a curated record.
UGUUCUUGUUUUUGUGAAACUUUGAUGUGAUUCUUGUCAAAGUGAAAAAUCCUAGUAGAAAGGUGUAGUAGUUUUGUGAACCAAAUGUUGGGAAUUUCUUGCUUUGUCGUUUGUAUUAUUGGGUUUUGAAUAUUGGGUAGUCCUUGUUUUCCAUUAGGAAAUAUUGGGUAGUUUUUGUUUUUGCAUUUGGGAAAUUUCCCUUCUUUCGCUGAGGGAGAAUAUAAAGGAAUUAUAGAGAAAUUGGUGAUGGAGAAGAAAGUCCAAGGAAGGGAAGUCUUGGGUCUGCCUUUUCUGCUUGUUCUCUUUGUGUUUGUAGAAAUUGGUGAAGCUCAAUCCAAGUCCUUCUUCAUAAACUGUGGCACAAAUGGCAGUGUCAAUGUGGAUGGUAGGAAAUGGGUUGGUGAUUUGGCUCCCAAUACCAAUCUUACUCUCAGUUCCCUUGGCGUUGAUGCAUCCACUCCUACAUUAAGCGGCGAAUCAGCCUUCGAUUCACUUUAUAAAACUGCCCGGAUUUUCACUGAUGGCUUGAACUACACGUUUGAAGGAAUCGAUGAGGGAAACUAUGUUGUUAGGCUUCAUUUCUAUCCCUUCUCCUUUGAUAAGUACAAUGUGAAUGAGUCUUCAUUUGAUGUUGUAGCAAAUGGUCUAAAGCUGGUGUUGGAAUUCAAUGUACCUGGUGAAAUCUUACACAGAAACACGUUCUUGCAAAACCCCGGAGGUAACUCUAGUUCUUCUCUGGUUAAAGAGUACAUUCUGCCUGUUAAAUCGAAUGGGCUCGUGAUUGAAUUCACACCGGCUAAAGGGUCUUUCGGGUUUGUAAAUGCUAUGGAAAUUAUCCCAGUUGUGGAGACUUUCUUUGAAGAUUCAGUUGCUAAAGUGGGUGGAAGUGCAGUGAAUCUGAAUUUGGGCGGGCGGGGCUUUGAGAUUAUGUACAGAUUGAAUGUUGGAGGUGAUGAAAUUAGUCCUUCUAAAGAUUCGGGUCUUUGGAGAACAUGGGAAGUGGAUUCUAGUUACAUGAUCACAGCAAAUGCAGGGUCAGCAAUCAGUAACAGUUCCAAUAUUACCUAUGCUUCGGUCAAUGAUUCUUCCGUGGCUCCUCUUCUGGUGUAUGAAACUGCAAGAUCCAUGUCCAACAAUCAAGUCUUGGAGAAGAGGUUCAACAUGUCAUGGAAAUUCGAAGUGCAUCCUGAUUUCGAUUACUUGGUUCGCUUACAUUUCUGUGAGCUAGUUUAUGAUCAGGCAAAGCAAAGAACCUUCAGGAUCUACAUAAACAACAGGACUGCUGCAGACAAUUUUGAUGUUUAUUCGCAAGCAGGAGGGAAGAACAAGGCAUAUCAUCAGGAUUUUGUUGACACAGUGUCUUCAAAGUUCGACACACUUUGGAUCCAAUUAGGUCCUGACACGAGUGCAAGUACUGCAGUUACUGAUGCUAUCUUAAGUGGUCUGGAGGUUUUGAAGCUGAGUCGAAAUGGGAAUCUGGCCUAUGUGGAGAGAUAUGAGCCAGCUGGGAAUUCAUCGAGAAAUUCAAAGACUUUUAUUCUUUGGGUAGGAAUCGGUGCUGGUGUAGCUUCUAUGGCGAUUCUUGCCUCUAUAGUUGCUUUUGCAUUAUGUUUCUGCAAAAAGCGGAGAAACAAAUCAAGUGACACCAAAAGCAGUAAUUCUGUGUGGCGGCCUUUAUUCCUUCAUGGCUCGAUUCAGAACAGCACUUCAAAUGCCAAGGGAUCUGGGCAGAGCUUAUAUGGGUCUGUGGCCUUCACUAGAGUUGGCAAGCGGUUUACGCUAGCUGAGAUCCGUGCAGCGACGAAUAAUUUUGAUGAAAGUUUGGUGAUUGGAGUUGGAGGCUUUGGUAAGGUGUACAAAGGGGAGACCGAUGAUGGAACUCUUGUGGCUAUCAAGCGAGCCAGCCUGCAAUCUGAGCAAGGACUCUCGGAGUUUGAAACGGAGAUUGAGAUGCUCUCCAAGCUCAGGCAUAGGCAUUUGGUCUCCAUGAUUGGCUUCUGUGACGAACAAAAUGAGAUGAUCUUGGUUUACGAGUACAUGGCGAAUGGGACUCUUAGGAGUCAUCUCUUUGGGAAUGAUCUCCCGCCCUUGACCUGGAAGCAGAGAUUGGAAGCAUGCAUUGGUGCUGCAAGAGGACUUCAUUACCUUCACACUGGCGCCGAGAGAGGAAUAAUUCACAGAGAUGUGAAGACAACUAACAUUCUGCUUGAUGAAAACUUUGUAGCAAAAAUGGCUGAUUUCGGGCUGUCAAAAACUGGCCCUGCUUUGGACCACACCCAUGUUAGCACAGCAGUGAAAGGAAGUUUUGGUUAUCUGGACCCCGAGUACUUCCGACGACAGCAGCUGACUGAGAAAUCCGACGUUUAUUCUUUUGGGGUGGUGUUGUUUGAAGUCGUUUGCGCUCGAGCUGUAAUAAAUCCAACCUUGCCCAAGGAUCAAAUCAACCUUGCGGAAUGGGCAAUGAAAUGGCAAAGGCAGCGAUCUCUCAAAACCAUCAUCGACCCACGACUCAAAGGAAGCUAUUCUCCAGAGUCAUUGAAGAAGUUCGGCGAGAUAGCAGAGAAAUGUCUAGCCGACGAGGGGAAGAACCGUCCGACAAUGGGAGAAGUCCUGUGGCACUUGGAGUAUGUCUUACAACUCCACGAAGCUUGGAUGCGUAGCAAUACAUCAGAUAAUUCCUUCUCGAGUAGUCAGGCUUUGGGGAUCGACGAAAGAGAAGCAGAAGAAGGAGCUAGUUUAGGAGAGACUAGCUCGAUAGAAAAGUCUACUUCAAGAGGAAUUCGCGAUGCAGAUGCUACAGCUGGAGUUGAGCUCUCAUAACAGAAUUAUUCCAUACAUGACCAGUGAGGAUCUUAUAGAUUGUGUCCUACGCGAUUGCCUUACAAAUUCUUUCAAAUGUUUUAUAUUCGAUUCAACUUUCUGUUGUAUUCUAUAUCACACGCAUGAUUCUUUAUGCCACUGCCAGAUAUAUUCAAUUGGUUUUUCUGUUACAUUAUUGGGAUAAGGUUGCUUUUAUCUCGUGAU